Messenger RNA from Penicillium canescens, 596 nucleotides. Its product is annotated as cytochrome c oxidase subunit 6B family protein. The transcript is spliced from 2 exons. Gene Ontology annotation, biological process: mitochondrial respiratory chain complex IV assembly. Gene Ontology annotation, cellular component: mitochondrion; mitochondrial intermembrane space; respiratory chain complex IV. The record is from RefSeq and is a predicted model, not a curated record. The coding region runs from base 150 to 503 and encodes 117 amino acids. Lineage: Eukaryota; Fungi; Ascomycota; Eurotiomycetes; Eurotiales; Aspergillaceae.
CUCUGUGCUUUCGAAUCCCGCUCCGUCACUACCUUCAUCUGCACCUUUUUGACUGCUUGCUUUGCCCUGAUGCUGAAUACCUUUCGACCUCAAGUCUAAUAUCCAAUUUAUACGCUCGCACACCACCUCCGAUUCUCUAUUCUUCCAAAAUGGGCUGGUUACCCUGGUCUUCCGGCGAGUCAAAGAAGAACGAAGCCUCCGACGGCGGCCGCAUUGCCCCAGACCGAACAAGUCGCGCACGCUGCUGGGAAGGCCGGGAUCUAUUCUUUGCUUGUUUAGACAAGAAUGAUAUCCUGGAUGGAAUCAAGGAGGACAAGAAGGCGCGACAGAAGUGUGCGAAAGAGGUCGAGGAGUUUGAGGCUGCUUGUUCACAGAGCUGGGUGAAAUACUUCAAGGAGAAGCGCGUGAUGGAAUACAACCGGGAUAAGACGAUCGAGCGGAUUCAGAAGGAGGACGCGGCCAAGGUGAAGGAAUUGAAGUCGCAGGGCUGGGGAUCUAAGUAAGAAGGCGGUUUGGUUUGGUCGACAGACGGUUUCUGUACAAUAUGUAGCAUAUCCACUCUUAUCACGUAUCCUGAUGAUUCCUUUCAAUGGCAG